Messenger RNA from Pochonia chlamydosporia 170, 3492 nucleotides. Its product is annotated as Pfs, NACHT and Ankyrin domain protein. Gene Ontology annotation, biological process: nucleoside metabolic process. Gene Ontology annotation, molecular function: protein binding; catalytic activity. The record is from RefSeq and is a predicted model, not a curated record. NCBI's taxonomy places the organism in Eukaryota, Fungi, Ascomycota, Sordariomycetes, Hypocreales, Clavicipitaceae. The transcript is spliced from 3 exons. Bases 1 to 3492 code for a protein of 1163 amino acids.
AUGGCAUCCGACAACGCUCUGGAUAACCCCGACUCCUACACAGUCGCCUGGAUCGCUGCUCUUCCCAUCGAGCGAGCCGCUGCGGAAGCAAUGCUCGAUGAGGAACAUGAAGCUCCAACUGGUUUCACUAGACACCAAACUGACGCGAACGUUUAUACCUGGGGUCGCGUGGGAGAGCACAACAUCAUCAUUGCCUCUCUUGCCGCUGGAGACUAUGGAACUACAUCGGCUGCAGCCACGGCCUUAAGCCUGCUUGCCUCUCUGCCAUCCAUCCGUGUCGGCCUUUUUGUCGGCAUAGGCGGCGGCAUCGCUCGACCGGACGAGGACCGCGAUAUCCGGCUUGGCGACAUCGUUGUGAGCCAGCCCGAUGGGACAUCGGGCGGCGUCUGCCAGUACGACUUGAUCAAAGCAAAGCCGGUUGACAAGCGUGAGCGCAAGGGCUUCCUCGGGCGGCCUCCGACGGUGCUCCUAAAUGCACUUGCCAAAAUCCAGGGCGUUCACGAGCGGAAAGACUCCAAGGUUCCCAACUUCCUUCAAGAGAUGCUGGAGAAGAACCCGAAGAUGGGCAAGAGAUCCAAGCAAAAUCCUGGCUAUGCUCACCAGGGCCUCGACAAUGACCGCCUCUUCAAAGCUUCAUGCGACCAUGUCCCCGGGCCGGACUGCCGGGGCUGUGAUACGGCAGGCGAGGUUCAACGUGAUCCUCGAGACGCUACUGAUCCCGAGAUCCACUACGGGAUCAUCGCAUCAGGCAACACGCUUGUCAAAGACGCCGCUGCGCGCGAUCGGAUUAUUGCUGACAUCGGCGAGGAUUGCAUCUGCUUUGAGAUGGAAGCGGCCGGCCUGAUGAACCACUUUCCCUGCCUUGUGAUCCGAGGGAUCUGCGACUACGCCGAUUCUCACAAGAACGAUCGAUGGCAACGCUACGCCUCAGCUACUGCCGCUGCGUAUGCCAAGGAGCUCUUGGCGUACGUGCCGGCCACGGAGGUCCAGGAGACUAAGAGGGCACUGGAAGUGCUUCAGGCGGUUCAGCAACAGAUCGAUGGCGUGCAGCAGGCGACAGUUGCAACGAAAGCUGUAACUGAAUCCAUCGCGUCUGGCCUUCAUACCCACCAGAUCAAGCACUGGCUUUGCCCCCCAGAUCCGUCUACAAACGCCAAGCACGCGAGGGACCUCCGUCAUGAAGGGACCGGCGCGUGGCUCCUUCGAAACCCGGCCUUCCAGGAGUGGUGCUCGGGAUCGCGUCGACAUUUAUGGUUGAAUGGGCUCGCGGGAUGCGGAAAGACGGUUCUCAGCGCGACUGUACUGGAUCAUCUCAAAAACGGAAACGACCGCCUUAUCCUCUACUUCUUCUUUGACUUUAGCGACACGACAAAGCAACCCUUGGAUGGCAUGCUGCGGUCGCUUGCUUUCCAACUUUACCAAGGCCGGGCUGGUUCUGCAGGUCUUCUUGACGCCUCAUUCCGGGCACACCAGGAUGGCCGCGACCAACCUGCUACAAAGACGCUGGAGGACGUUGUGUGCAGGAUGCUCGCAGUCCAGAAGAAAAUCUCUAUUGUUCUGGACGCCUUGGACGAGUCGACAACAAGGAGUGAGCUUCUCCGGUGGAUGAAGAACGUAGUAUCAAAGUCAGAGUUGAGCGACGUCCAGCUGAUUUGUACCAGCCGGCCCGAACCUGAGUUCAUGCGCAACAUCCCCCCGUUGAUAAGCCAGGAAAACUGCUUAGCACUUGAGAAGGAGUCCGUCAAUGCUGAUAUCCGAUCGUAUGUCGCAGCACAGCUUUUACAACCUGAUUUUCGGGACAAGCACUUGUCCCUGGAUCUCCUCGAGGAGAUCCAGAGAAAGGUUGGCGACGGGGCCGACGGGAUGUUCAGGUGGGCGUUCUGUCAGUUGGACAGCCUGGCUCGAUGUCCUCACGAGGUAGCCAUUGAGAAAGCUCUCGCAUCUUUGCCGCGCGACCUGAAAGAGACAUACCAACUCAUGAUGGAACGCAUACCGACGGAGCUCAAAAAAGACGCGGAGCGGCUCCUGCAGUUUCUAGUGCACUUGAAGCGACCUCUUAAGCUGGCCGAGGCUAAAGAAGUAAUAGCAACACAGAUCGAAGACGAGCCACGAGGGUUUGACGUUAAGCGUCGUCUGUUUCGCGAGACCGACGUUUUAAACUACUGUCCCAGCUUAGUGACAGUGGUUCACGCCACCGAUAAAGAGCUACACCUUGCCCACUUUUCCGUCAAAGAGUACCUACUGGGGGAGAUUCAGUUCAACAUUACGACUGCCAGCACUUCCAUCACGAUAACGUGCCUGACUUACCUCACGGACAUUAACGGUAGCCACGACGAAAUCAAGCGGGAUUUUCCGAUGGCAAGAUAUGCGGCGGAAGUCUGGGCAGGCCAUGCUGCGUUGGCUCAGACCUCCAAAGAUGCAGUUCAAGCGACAGUCAGGUUCCUACAAAAUGAGGUGACGUUCCAACGAUGGGCUCGAUUGUAUCAGCCCGAUUUGCCUCGGGCCUAUGACCAGGGCCCUCCACGAGGCUCCAGGCUCUACUAUGCUUGCUUCCUUGGGCUCGUAGCGUCUGCAAGAGAUCUUAUCGGCAAGGGAGCGGAGGUGAACGCGCAGGGCGGCGGCCACUACGGCAACGCUCUCUGUGCGGCCUCGGUGGGAGGCCAUCGAGAGACUGUCCAGCUGCUCUUAGACAAGGGAGCAGAGGUUAACGCGCAGGGCGGCGACCACGGCAACGCUCUCUGUGCGGCCUCGCUGGGAGGCCAUCAAGAGAUCGUCCAGCUGCUCUUGGACAAGGGAGCAGAGGUUAACGCGCAGGGCGGCCUCGGCAACGCUCUCCAGGCGGCCUCGCUAGGAGGCCAUCGAGAGACUAUCCAGCUGCUCUUAGACAAGAGAGCAGAGGUCAACGCGCAGGGCGGCCGCUACGGCAACGCUCUCCAGGCGGCCUCGCUAGGAGGCCAUCGAGAGACAGUCCAGCUGCUCUUAGACAAGGGAGCAGAGGUCAACGCGCAGGUCGGCCUGCUCUACGGCAACGCUCUCCAGGCAGCCUCGCUGGGAGGCCAUCAAGAGAUCGUCCAGCUGCUCUUGGACAAGGGAGCGGAGGUCAACGCGCAGGGCGGCCUCGGCAACGCUCUCCAGGCGGCCUCGAUGGGAGGCCAUCGAGAGACUGUCCAGCUGCUCUUAGACAAGGGAGCAGAGGUUAACGCGCAGGGCGGCCUGCUCUACGGCAACGCUCUCCAGGCAGCCUUGCUGGGAGGCCAUCACGAGAUUGGUAAGCUGCUCUUGGACAAGGGAGCAAAGGUCAACACGCAGGGCGGCCGCUACGGCAACGCUCUCCAGGCGGCCUCGCUAGGAGGCCAUCGAGAGAUUGUCAAGCAGCUCCAAGGAAGGGGCGCUAUUACAUCAUCUUCAAAGCGGACUGGCUUUAGGACUCCAAGCAACCGGGCGAAGAAACUUCGUUUAGUGAGCCCUGAAUCUUCUGAUCAAACUCAAUAA